GUAGGUAGAGCGUCUCUCGAGCCAUCAGCAUCAUAGCCGAGUGAAGAUGGCGGCUGAGAGAGUGAUGCUGUCAACGAGAUAUUGAGUUCGCCUCUUUUUUUUUUACUCACUAAAUCUUCAAGGUUCCAUGUCGGAUAGCUGUAUCAAAGAAAAAUGUAUCGAUUGCUGCUCCUCCUGACCACUUAAUAAUGGACACACUUCAUCUUCUCCCAGAGCUUUUCCAUUUAACAGCCCACACUGUACUUCUCUCAUUGUGAGAAAUUAAAUCUCAGGUCUUUGGCUCUGCUGAUGUACUGCCCCCAAUAAGAGUACAGAUGGCCACCCAAUUGUUUUAUCAAUGUUUCUCUUAUUAGCCCUGCCGUCUCGGGGUAACGCAUACUGUACAGUCCAGAGCAUGCGCUUUACAACAAGGAAUGUAAUGGCAGAAGAGGUGUCUGAACACAUGCUGAGAUUCACACACUUCCACCCAAGACAAAUCAACUAACUGACUGACCGAUUUAUCAAGCUCUCCUAAGAUUAGCUGCAGCUUCAAGGAGACGCACUGACUUAUCCUGGGCGUUGGUGAAUGUAUCGGCCAUGUUGGGCCUCUGGAGGGGGCACUGUUCAUCAUCCUGCCUCGGUGAACACCCUCAGAAAACCCACUACUGAAGCCAGCAGGGCAAGUGGAGCACCAGAUCUCAAAGACCUCUCUGCAUUGAAAGACACAUGCUUAUUUGAACACUCAGUGCACAGCAACAAGAAAGAAGUCAUUAGUGUAGCAGCUGAUCCUUUGAGAGUAGUGGAGGAGUGUCGAGAGUGUUCAAGAAACCCAAUCCUCUUAUCCCAGGCCCAAGACACCAGCUGAGUGAGAGUGUACUCUGAGAAGGUGUGGUAGGGGUGAAAGAGCUGACUGACCUCACUGGAAGACUGAGGCUAAAAAGCAGCUCGUGCAUUUUGGCAAGAGACAGAAAUCAGAGCAGAGACGCACGUCAUGGGCUAUGGGGGCCAUGGUAACUUAGAAUAAAUGGCUACUCCUGACGCAAAGCUUGUGCCAGUGUCUGCUGCUCAACCCUCCUCCUUUUUCCUUCUCUUUUCCUCUCUGUCCUCCUGCUCUUGCAACAAACGCUGCAGCUGUCAUUCUCUUGUUCUUCCCUCUGCCCCCCUUUCUUCCCCAGUCCCACUUUUGCUCUGUGACCAUGGGCCUGUGGAAGUUAGUGCGGGGCGUCAGGCAGCUCGAGCUCCACCGCCUCAUCCUGGCACUCAUCGUCUUUUGCCUGCUCUCUGUGGCUUUCCUGGCCUACUAUGUCAGCAACAGCCCGAAAAUAAAGGAGGCACCCCCUUUACCCUUCAGUGACUGUGGUGGGGUUGUUGCAGCUGCAGCAGGAGGACAACGGGCUCCUCUUUUCCUGCCCCCUUUUACAGGCCAGCAGAGGAUAGUCAAAGCAGUGGAUAACUCACGAACAGAAUCUGUAGUGCUGGUCUUUGUGGAGAGCAUCUACUCUCAGCUUGGCCAAGAGAUUGUGGCUAUCCUGGAGUCCAGCCGCUUCCGUUAUCACACGGAGAUUGCACCCAGCAAAGGUGACAUGCCUACAUUGAUGGAGCGUGACGUUGGCCGCUACGCCUUGGUCAUUUAUGAGAAUAUUCUCAAGUACGUCAACUUGGAUGCCUGGAACCGUGACCUGCUGGAUAAGUACUGUACCGAAUUUGGUGUAGGCAUCAUUGGUUUUUUCAAAGCCAAUGAGAACUCGCUGCUCAGUGCCCAGCUGAAAGGCUUCCCCCUUUUCCUGCAUUCUAACCUAGGCCUGCGAGACUAUCACAUCAACCCUGCUGCCCCAUUACUGUAUAUUACCAAACCCAAUGAGGUGGAGCAGGGCCUGCUCCCUGGCGAUGACUGGACAGUCUUUCAGUCCAACCACAGCACCUAUGAGCCUGUACUCUUAGCUCUGACAAAAUCCUCAGAAGCACUGGCCCACCUGGGCCCCCACCGAGCCCUGCAUGCCACUGUAGUUCAAGACCUAGGCCUUCAUGAUGGCAUUCAAAGGGUGCUCUUUGGGAAUAAUCUGUCUUUUUGGCUGCAUAAAUUGGUUUUUGUGGAUGCCAUUGCCUAUCUGACAGGAAAAAGACUCUGCCUGUCCUUGGAGAGGCAUCUGCUUGUUGACGUGGAUGAUAUAUUUGUGGGAAAAGAGGGUACGCGAAUGAAGGUGUCAGAUGUGAAGGCUUUGCUCAACACACAGAACAAACUACGGACGUUAGUUCCCAACUUCACCUUCAAUCUUGGCUUCUCCGGGAAGUUCUAUCAUGCAGGUACCGAGGAAGAAGAUGAAGGUGAUGACAUGCUGUUGCAGCACAGGCGUGAGUUCUGGUGGUUUCCACACAUGUGGAGUCACAUGCAGCCUCAUCUCUUCCACAAUGUCAGUGUGUUGGCAGAGCAGAUGAGACUCAACAUGCAGUUUGCACAGGAGCACGGCAUUCCCACAGACAUGGGGUACGCUGUGGCCCCCCACCAUUCAGGGGUUUAUCCUGUACACAGCCAGCUAUAUGAGGCCUGGAAGAAUGUAUGGGAGAUCACAGUGACCAGCACGGAAGAAUAUCCCCACCUGAGACCGGCACGCCAUCGCAGAGGCUUCAUCCAUCGUGGGAUAAAGGUGUUGCCCAGGCAGACAUGUGGCCUUUUUACUCACACCAUCUUCUAUAAUGAGUACCCUGGAGGCUCGCGCGAGCUGGACAAAAGCAUCCGUGGAGGAGAACUCUUCCUCACCGUUCUUCUUAACCCUAUCAGCAUCUUUAUGACACACCUGUCUAACUAUGGAAAUGACAGACUCGGACUCUACACUUUUGAGUCUCUGGUGAAGUUUGUUCAAUGCUGGACCAACCUAAGGCUACAAACUCUUCCCCCUUUGGAACUGGCUGAGAAAUACUUCCAGAUCUUUCCAGAGGAGAUGGACCCCCUAUGGCAGAACCCCUGUCAUGACAAGAGACAUAAAGACAUCUGGUCCAAGGAGAAGACCUGUGAUAGACUGCCCAAAUUUCUGGUCAUUGGCCCACAGAAAACAGGUACCACAGCAUUGCACUCCUUUCUCACCCUCCACCCCGCCAUCACCAGCAACUUCCCCAGCCCCAUCACAUUUGAGGAGAUCCAGUUCUUUAAUGGACCUAAUUACCACAACGGCAUUGACUGGUACAUGGACUUCUUUCCCUUUCCCUCGAACGUCAGCACAGACUUCAUGUUUGAGAAAAGUGCUAACUACUUUGACACAGUUGUGGCUCCAAAGAGGGCUGCAGCCUUACUGCCCAGAGCCAAGAUCAUAGCAGUGCUCAUCAACCCAGCCGACAGAGCCUACUCUUGGUAUCAGCAUCAGCGAGCACACCAGGACCCUGCUGCUAUAAACUACACCUUCCAUGAGGUGAUAACAGCAGGUCCCUCUGCAUCUAAAGAGCUGUUGACUCUUCAGAACCGCAGCCUUAAACCUGGAACUUACGCCACACACCUGGAGAGCUGGCUCCUGCACUACCAGGCCAGACAGCUCCAUAUUGUAGACGGCACCCUGCUCCGAUCAAAUCCAGCCCUGGUGAUGGACGGCAUCCAGCGGUUCCUGGGGGUCACACCCAUCUUUAACUACACCCAAGCCCUUGUCUUUGAUGAGGGUAAGGGAUUCUGGUGUCAGAGGUUGGAAGGUGGGCGUCCAAAGUGUCUGGGCAAAAGUAAAGGAAGGAAAUAUCCAGAAAUGGCCCCUGAGACACGUGCCUUCCUGACGGAGUACUACCAGGAGCAUAACCUUGAACUGUUACGGCUGCUAAAUCGGCAAGGCCUGGCAUUACCCUCCUGGCUCCGAGAAGAGCUCCAGAGCAGCAGCUGGAGUUGAGAGGACUUUGUCCAUCUCCAGUAUAAGAACCUCUAAAAAACAGUGUCCACUCAUUGCAGAGGAACCGAGGGAGAGACUCACAAUUCAACACUCCUAUGCCACUCUGUUCAAAACUCUAGUAGCAGUGAUGGGAUGGAGUGCGGUUAUGACUGUGACUUUGAGUGGACUGCAAACAUGAGCCUUUCCCUGCUGCCAAGGUGCUCGCACGUUCUCUCUGAGAUGUUGAAGGCAUUGGGAAAUGUGCUUCCUUGCCUUCCUCCUCUUCUCUUAAUGGAAGGUCUGCCUAUCAGGCCCAGAACGCACUACAGGUCUGGACAAACAUGAAUUAACUGGUGACUUUAAGUGUGUUAAUACACACUAAUUCUCAAAACACACACGGUUUAGCCUUGCUCAUCUCGUCAGAAGAAUGAUUGUAAAACAUUGUACAUUUAAAAGCAUUGUAUAUUUUGGGUCUGGGUGGGUGGGAUUGUGACUGAAUAGACCUCAGUUCAUCCUGACAGCGUUUGUGUACAGACUGAGCUCUGUUUGAGUAGGAUCCCAAAUCUUAAGCCCCUCUCUUCUCCACAUGCACGCACACACAAACGCACAAAGUUGGAUCAGAAACCAAACAGUAAGAAAGUACAUGCAAUUGAGGGAAUAUGGAGUUGUGUACAUGUCUGUCUCCCACUGUAUUUCAGACAAUAGUUUUUAUCAAGUGUCUUAUCUGGUUGUAAUCCCUCUAUUUAUCCUAACCAUGCACUUUCCUCUACACUACACACACAGAUGCAUGGAAGUUGUUGUGGUAGAUGUGUUGUAUGUCAGGAGCUGUAAAUGAGGGAGAGGAGAAGGGCUGUGUUUCAAUUUGUGGUCUGUCCUACAUAACAAGAAGCUGCAGUACUUUUUUACUAAAAGUAUUUGAAAAACUCCCAACACUGUAUUAUCUCUAAUAAACUUGGAGAGGUUGGAAAUGUU
Messenger RNA from Myxocyprinus asiaticus (Chinese sucker), 4793 nucleotides. RefSeq names its product bifunctional heparan sulfate N-deacetylase/N-sulfotransferase 2-like. Gene Ontology annotation, cellular component: Golgi apparatus. Gene Ontology annotation, molecular function: heparan sulfate N-sulfotransferase activity; deacetylase activity. Bases 1176 to 3842 code for a protein of 888 amino acids. The transcript is spliced from 19 exons. NCBI's taxonomy places the organism in Eukaryota, Metazoa, Chordata, Actinopteri, Cypriniformes, Catostomidae. The record is from RefSeq and is a predicted model, not a curated record.